Molecule: messenger RNA, 469 nt
Organism: Oppiella nova
Lineage: Eukaryota; Metazoa; Arthropoda; Arachnida; Sarcoptiformes; Oppiidae
Source: the annotation of a GenBank genome assembly
UUCAAGUGUUUUGACGUUUCAUUUGAUUUUACAUUUAAAUCACAAUUGGUUUGAAUUCAACGUUUAAUACGCGAAACGAGUCGAAGAAGUGAUGGUAGAAGAGGAAGACAAUGAAUGCCAAGAGUUGUGUCAAAAGUGGCAGCGAUUGGUAUUAAAACCACAAGUUUGUCUUAAUAUGGAUGAAGUGGUGCGCAAAUUGAUCAUAAGAAUUGACAUCAAGUCUCGCAGUCAAUGGUUUGCAAAGAUUAAUUGGGAAGCAUUGGAAUCGAUGGGCAAGAAGUUACCAAACAUUACAUCCAUUGAUAUUAACAUUAGUUCAGAAAAGACCAGAAAAGUGUUUAAAAGACUUAUGAAUUCAUACAAACACUCAAUGAUUGCAAUCAAUGUCCAGAUUAUGCCCACAAUUGUAUGGAUACACGGCUUCCAUCAAAACAAGUCUGUUGUCAUCGAUUGUCACCGAAAACAAUGA